Molecule: messenger RNA, 1776 nt
Organism: Brienomyrus brachyistius
Lineage: Eukaryota; Metazoa; Chordata; Actinopteri; Osteoglossiformes; Mormyridae
Product: polymeric immunoglobulin receptor-like
Exons: 7
Coding region: 1032-1598 (188 amino acids)
Source: RefSeq, a predicted model, not a curated record
AGCUCGUACUGACAAGUAGCGACAAACGUAACAAAUAUUGCGGCAAAUGAAAUACUUUGGUGUACGGCAGAGGUGCAGAGUUUGCUGGAAAUUUUGACGGACUACAGUAUCCAGGAACAACUAGAUGCAAAAUACAAGAAGUCCGAGAUAUCUGUUAAAAUACGGGGCUACCUUCUUAUAUGUGCAGCACGAUUCAAUUGUAUUCGCUUAGUUGCUUACUGGAUAAAUCUAUGAGGGCUGUGUGUCAAUGCACGCAAGACAACCCCAGAUAAAUCGCAAAAUAAGGACAAUCAUGAGCUCCGAUAUUCUGUGCAGUAGUGCUGUUCUUCAACACAAAAGACAACGCAGGAAACAGAAAAGCACAACACAGAAAGUAGCACGGUGAUAACGAAAGCGUGUUCAGGCCUGAAACUUUAAGUGCAAUGUGUGCGCUGAUCUGAGAGGCAGUCAUACUAAGUCACAAAAAUAGCUGUGAGUUACAUGAAUGACACAGGAAACCAAGCAAACUGACUUAAAUUUUUUAAAUAUUUCCCCUGCACUUGCAUGUUCGCCCCAUGUCGGUAUGGGGUUUCCUCUGGGUUCUCCUGUUUCACCCCACAGUCCAAAAACAUGCUGAGAAACGACAGAGACAGUGAAGGUACAGAGGAUGAGGAAGUGAGUGUCAGUCUCCACAGAUCUGGGCUCAGUGACACACACACGUAUGGAUCCUCUGAUGCUCCUGUUUCUUCUCAUUGCUGGGCUCACAGGUGCUGACAGUGUGUCCACAGUUGGAUGGGUGACUGUACAGAGAGGAGGAUCUGUCACCAUCCCAUGUUUCUAUGAUGACAGAUAUAAGGCACAUGUGAAAUCCUGGUGUAAAGGGAGUUAUUGGAAGUCAUGUACUCCCAUAGUACACACUGACUCUCGACAGGAGGGUAACGUGUCAAUCAGAGAUGAUCCUGACCAGCGAGUCUUCACUGUGACCAUGAACAAUCUGACAGCUGGGGACUCUGGUUGGUACUCAUGCUUUGUAAAUAUUAGUGGAGCUUCAGAUGUUGGAGAUCGGGUUUACCUGUCAGUCACUGAAGGAGGGUAAAGUGUCAGUCAGAGAUGAUCCUGACCAGCGAGUCUUCACUGUGACCAUCAACAAUCUCACAGCUGAGGACUCCGAUCGGUACUGGUGUGGUGUGAAGCAUAGUGGAGCCUCAGAUGUUGGAGAUCGGGUUAACCUGUCAGUCAUUGAUGGUCCUCCAGGGCUGUCAGUGGAGAAACAGGAGGUGACGGGUGUGGAUGGAGACAGUGUCAGUGUUCAGUGUUACUAUGGAAACAACAGAAGACAUAGGAUGUGGUGUAAGAUUGGGGGCUCCUGUGCAUCAGAGAGAUCUGGGAGUUUGGAUGGGAGGCCUGUCCUGAUCAGGGAUGACACAGAAAAUAAAACCUUCAUUGUGACAAUGAGUGGGCUGAAGAGGAAGGACACUGGCUGGUAUUGGUGUGCUGCUGGAAUCCUGCAGAUUCCAGUUCAUAUUACUGUUAAACGUCCCGGUUCCCGUGUCCCGUCUGUCGCCUCCUCCCUGGCACGCCCGGUGAAGCGCGCCUUUGGAGGGGGGGUUCUGUCAUGACCUGCUCGUCGGCUCCUCAUGUGUGCCACGCCCCCUGCUUACCCACGUGUUCUUUCCCGAUUGUACCCAGCUGCCUGCCUGCACCACCCCGAUCGUGACAGAUACUUUACCCAACACCCGAGGCCUGCAGCGGGGCGUCCGGGCCUAUGCCAGAGCCCCAGACUUGUGGUGCUAGAGA